Messenger RNA from Drosophila arizonae, 4582 nucleotides. RefSeq names its product tonsoku-like protein. The record is from RefSeq and is a predicted model, not a curated record. Gene Ontology annotation, cellular component: nuclear replication fork. Gene Ontology annotation, molecular function: protein binding. Lineage: Eukaryota; Metazoa; Arthropoda; Insecta; Diptera; Drosophilidae. Gene Ontology annotation, biological process: double-strand break repair via homologous recombination; replication fork processing.
AUUCGCGCCGAAAACAAAACGAUGGUGCAAAAAAUGUAUUGAAAUUGUGAAAUUUGUGUUUACUUGUGUGAUUUAUUUGUUUUGAUGGAUGAAAAGCGCUACAUAAAGCGCAAAGAAAAAGCGCGGAUUGAUGGCAAUCGCGAACAAUUGGCAGUCAGCUGUAAUCAACUGGGCGACUUUUACUAUCAACUGGGAAGAUACAAUGAGGCCGCCAAAGAGUAUAAACAAGAGGCGGCAAUAUAUAGCAGCAUGGGCAAGGAGCUGGAGACGGCAAAGGCGAAGCGCAUGCUGGGCGAAAUGUUCACUUUGCUUUGUGAAUACGAUGCUGCCAAGGAUCACAUCAAUGAUUAUCUAAAAAUUGCCAAAAGACUACAAAACAAAGUGGAGCAGCAGCGGGCCUAUGCAACGCUAGGACGGGUACACCUCCUGCACGGACAGAGUCUAUCAGAGACGUCAGCCUCCGGUGCUAUGGAGCAAUUAAAACUGGCGGAAAAAAGUUUUCUGCGGAGUCUUUUGCUAAUUAAAGAGCUUUCAGGUCAGAUUUCGAAACUAGAGCAAUUGGAUAUGCAAGCGCGUUGUUACCUCAACAUUGGCGUUGUGAAAGAGCAUAUGGAAGAGUUCGAGGCCUCAAUCGAGUACAUUGAUAAAGCUAUUAAAAUCAGCAAAACUCACGAUUUGUUCGAACUGACCCACUUGUGCUACAUUUCGAUGAGUUUGCUUUACAAUUGUAAGAAGAACGACGCCGCGUCUGCGUUGCGCUACUGCAAUAUGGCACAGGAAGUUGCCAAGCGUUUGCCCAAUAAGGUGAAGAAGAUCUGUGAGACACUUAUAACCAAAUCAGAGAUCCUGAUCAGUGCUGGAGACUUUGCUAGUGUGAAGCAAAUACUGACCAAGGCGUAUAAGAAGCAUUCCCCCGAUGAGAAUGACCGUGCCACUAUUGAGCGAUCAUUGCGUGUUGUGGUCAAGAUUUGCCAAACCCUUGAUGAGCUGGUGCUGACAAGCUCGGUAAACUAUGCCAAACUAAAAGAUUUGUACGAGAAACUAGGCGAUGGCUGCUGCCAUUUGCUGAAUUAUGAAAAGGCCAUCGACUACUAUAAAAAAAUGCUGGAAAAUGCGGAGCUAAACGGGGAACGAGGCAAGAGCUUGGUGCCUAUCUAUGUGAGCCUGUAUCAAACCUACAAGGAUAACAAACAGUACGAUAAGGCGCUGGAGUAUUUGUGGAAAGAGUAUGAGCUUAAUCAGGAUAUGCCAGGGGAGGCAUUUACGACGCUGUGCAGCAUUGCGGAGAUCUGUGAGCUGCUAGCGCAGCCAUUCUGGACAAUACAUGAUGUGUACCAAAAAGCUUUGAGACAAGCAGCCAAGGCCGAUGAAUCAUCGUCCGCAAAGCUGGAGAAGAUUGCUUUAGUGCGCUUACAUAAGCUUCAGCUAAAGCAUAAAAUGACCAUGCUAGCCGAAAACUUAGAGGCUGACGCUAAGGCCAAGGGAAUCAAUCUGGCUGAGGAAGCAGCAAAGCUGGACGAGGAUGAGGAUGCUGAAAGCGACGUGCCUGCAGCUUUGCAGCAGAACACACCUGACUGGGGGGAUGAUGUGGAUUUGGAUGCACUCACUGAUUCCGAUGCCAGCGAUCUCGAUGAGACGGACAAACCCCGCCCACAGCGCAUUACUCGCGGCAACCGCACACUCACUAUCAAACGCAACAACAAGGGCGAAACUCAGCUGCAUCAGGCCUGCAUAGCAGGCAACCUGGAAUUGGCGCGUCGUUUGAUCGAACAGGGCCACACGGUGAAUGUACGCGAUCAUGCUGGUUGGCUGCCUCUACACGAGGCUUGCAACCAUGGCCAUCGUGAUAUUGUCGAGCUGCUGCUGGACAAGGGAGCUACAGUGGCGAUCAAUGACAAGGGCGGAACUAGUUGUGAUGGCAUUACACCGCUCUACGAUGCCUGUGCUAAUGGUUAUCUGGACGUGGCCGAGUUGCUAUUGGAGCGGGGAGCCGAUGCAACUGUACGCACAGACUACAAUGAAACUUGUAUUGAGGGAUUGGACAAAUGGCGGCAAUCCAAGCAACUACUCGAUGGCGAACAGGCGCAGUAUGCCCAGCUCCGCGAAACGCUUCUGCGAACGCUCUCCAAGGUGGGCAUAUGUAGCAUGCGACAGGCACGUCCCUUGACCAAUGCCAAUGCCCAGCCAUCUUCUAGUGCUUCAGCUUCUUCAGAAGCUGAAGAGGAGGAGCUUGAGCUGGCGUCACGCACCCUUAGGCGCUCCUUUAACAUGCACAAUCGUUCAGGCAGCUCGACACACAGUCCGCGUCAGCCAUCAAGCGCUAGCAAGGAAUAUCGCAACGUGAUGGCGCAACUUAAGCGUCCAAAUCGUACACCCGCCACUUACGAUGAGCCAAGCAGUAGCACGGCCCUCAAUGUCAGGCAGAAGCGUGCCGCGCUCUUGGAUGAUAAUGAAGUAGACGCAGAUAACUGGCUAAUCGAUGAUAUAGGACCAGAGCGCAAGCGAAAGCGGUAUAAUUCGGGCAGCAUUGGUAGUCGACCGAUUAAUUCAAAGGAGAAUCUGCAGGACUCCGCUCUGGCUUGGGAUGCGGAGAUCCAGGCCACGCCUCCAGAGCAGGAUGCUCAUCAGCUGUUACUCGAGGCAGCCAAUUCGAAGCAGCGGCAAAAGCAAAUGCGUAAGCUAACGCUCUCGCGUUCCUCCAGCAUGAGCAGCAAUAACAGUAGCAGUAAUUCUAAGCCCAAGCAGCAGGCAUCUCUGCUGGACAGCGGCUUUUGUCGCUUUCGCAGUGAAAGUCCUUUAGGCAGUGGCGAGGAUUCGACUGAUGGGGCUUCGUUGAUAAGCUUCCGCACGCACACGGAACCGGAUUCCACAACAAGUGGUGCACAAAAUGCUGGCAUUCAGCUACUUAUCUCGCCGUCUAAAAUGGCAUCACCCAUUAAAGUGCAAGCCACGCCAGUGCUGGCAACCACUGUGUCCUUCAAAGUCAAAGUCCAGGACGAACUGCUGCUAGUGCCAAUUGAGCGCAAAAAACUACAGGAUAUUAACAUGCGCUGGCUGGCCGAAGAGACAGGGCGACGUUAUAAUAAAUUAACUGGACUCACGCCUUUGUUGCGUCUCAAGACAUCCGAUGGCUUUGCCUACGAGGAGACUGAUUCAGUAAGCGUUGCGCUUGAGCAGAAUAUGCUAUUAUCCACAAUUCUAGAUUGGAAAAUUUCACCACUUUCUCAACGCUAUGAGGAAAUGUGCCAUCAAUUGCAGAAAGCUGUCGACGAUAAGAUAAAGGUACGGUUGGAGCGUUCACAAAGUACACUCACACUGGAACUGUCGAGUCUGUGGCUACGUGACGUUCAAACAGAGCCACUGUUCAAGGCCUUGCUGCAUCAGGCGCGUCUCACACUGUUAGAUUUAUCCUUCAAUUUCAUUGGCAACGAGGGCUGUCAGCAGUUAGCCAAGGCGCUGCCCACAUUAUUGCAAUUGAAGACAUUGCGACUGAAGUGUAAUGGGAUCAGUAAUCUAGGUCUCGAGGCUCUGCUUUGCGGUACGGAUAUUGAAAAUUUGGAGAACUUAGAGGAGCUACAACUUAGCCAAAAUCCGCUGGGCAACGCCAGCCUGCGGACCUUGCAUAAGUUUUGUGCUAGUCGAGCUGGUCGAGCGUUGACAACGCUGAAUCUUUCACAAUGUGAGUUGACCGAGCUGCAGGACUUUGAUCUGGCGUAUACGCAAUUGACCAGCUUCGAUAUUAGCUUCAAUCAGCUAUCGCAGCAAAGUGUGCGCCGAUUGACAGAGAAGUUGAAUAGUUGUCGCCUGGAGCACUUAAAUAUGAGCUACGUACGUUGGCCACUGGAUGAACAGAGUGGAUUUGCGCUCGGAGAGCGUCUGGUUUCGCUACUCGAGAGCGGUACUAGUGAGAGAUUUGUGCGAUUGGAACUUGCUGGCUGCGGGUUGAUUGAUGCGCAUAUUUACAAGAUGACACAACAGUUGGCCAAGGCACAGCAGCUGGAGUGGUUGGACAUUAGUGACAAUGAGCGCUUGAGUGGAGCUGCCCUGGGCUAUGUGCUCGAUGAGCUGCCCCAUCUUCGCGUUCUCUUGGCCACGAAUUGUAUACGUCUGGUAGACGAUCUGCGACUGCUGAAACUGGAGGAACAGAAACAACUGCCCAAGCGCAUGGAACUGAGCAUCGAUGAGCAGGCAUUCUCCUUACCAGGUGCCUUCACCACAUUGGCAGCCAUUUGGCAGUUAAAAUGGGGUGACAAUGCCAAAUGCUUGACUCCCAGGGGCAAAAAGGGUCUGCUAAGACUCUAUUUAGACGAAAGUGAUCUGCAUUGGUGCACUGGAUGAAGUCAAUGUGAUAUCUUUUGUUAUUUGUGUUCUUUACGUCUUUUAUGUCCCGUUUUAUGUUUGACGUACGAAAAUAGCCAUAACUCCUAUCAGAAGAACCAAGGGGGCAGACUGUCAAGAACUUUCGUAUCUUAUCAGCAAGCGUUUUCGAGCGCCCCAAUUUAGGCUCGCGAUUUGGUGUCUUCUAGCUAAGAUUGUAUGUAUGUUAUCUAUAGCAAUAAUAUGUACUAUAUGACUACCCCUA